Micromonas pusilla CCMP1545 is the source of this 345-nucleotide messenger RNA. RefSeq lists its product as uncharacterized. The record is from RefSeq and is a predicted model, not a curated record. NCBI's taxonomy places the organism in Eukaryota, Viridiplantae, Chlorophyta, Mamiellophyceae, Mamiellales, Mamiellaceae. The coding region runs from base 1 to 345 and encodes 114 amino acids. The transcript has a single exon.
AUGGGAUACUACGAUCCCGAGGAGGCCCCGGUCGCGGGGAUGCCGAGCGGCAGGAACAAGGUCGAUCGCCGCCAGCUGCCGCCGCAGCAGCACGAGUUCAACCAGCGGAUGAUGCGGGCGACCGGGGAGGAAUCGCCCAAACCUUUUCACUUCGAGCACCCGAAGGACGUGUCUAAAAUAUGCGUCGAACGCGACGUGUUCGGGCGCCCGGUGCUGUCGCCGAAGAUCAAGCUCAGCUUUAACGGCGAGGACGGGGACACGACGCCGGUGAAGAGCCCGGCGGUGAAGAACGCGGAGCUCAGGGAGGUGCGCGGCGAGCUCGACUACAGGUCGAGAUUCUGGUGA